AUGGUAAACUUUGGUGCCGAGGGUGAUGAAUAUUCUAUCCUACCUGCGGAUUCGGAUGGGGUCGGGCGUGCAGACAGCAACGGUACCGAUUUUUGUACCGUUAUUGAAUCGAUUGGAAGGAACAAAAAAGCAUUGGCACCAGACAUUAUCUUUCGUGGUAAGGAACUCCACAAAGACAGGUUUUCAAGUGAUGUACGGGGUAAUUGGGUAUUUCACUUGUCAUAUGAAGGUGGGAGUUAUCAAUGUCUUGCUGUUGAUUGGUUGAAUAAAAUAUUCAUUCCUAAUACUGAUGCUGGCCCUAAUAAGGAGCCUGUAAUGCUCGUUCUUGACGGCCACAGCUCCCACGAUUCUAUCGUAUUCGAUGAUACGUGCAAGACCAACAGCAUACACUUGAUUCUAAUCAAUCCUCAUAUAUCGCACAUUUGUCAACCAUGUGAUCAAUAA
This is a messenger RNA of Lodderomyces parapsilosis, 444 nucleotides long. RefSeq lists its product as uncharacterized. Bases 1 to 444 code for a protein of 147 amino acids. The record is from RefSeq and is a predicted model, not a curated record. Gene Ontology annotation, molecular function: nucleic acid binding. NCBI's taxonomy places the organism in Eukaryota, Fungi, Ascomycota, Pichiomycetes, Serinales, Debaryomycetaceae. The transcript has a single exon.